This is a messenger RNA of Nematostella vectensis (starlet sea anemone), 4560 nucleotides long. RefSeq names its product alpha-2B adrenergic receptor. The transcript has a single exon. Gene Ontology annotation, biological process: G protein-coupled receptor signaling pathway. Gene Ontology annotation, cellular component: membrane. The record is from RefSeq and is a predicted model, not a curated record. Gene Ontology annotation, molecular function: G protein-coupled receptor activity. The coding region runs from base 1968 to 2984 and encodes 338 amino acids. NCBI's taxonomy places the organism in Eukaryota, Metazoa, Cnidaria, Anthozoa, Actiniaria, Edwardsiidae.
GACGGGCGUUACGAGGCAAGCACUAGAACAAGGGCCGCUCCGGAACAAGUAAUAUUAACAAAGAUUAAAGUGGGGGAGAGUGGCGGUGUUAUUAUUCAUAUGGAAGGUCGCGUGCGAUGGCAUAAAAGGCGCUACGAUAGCAGACCACAUCUGUGGGAAAAAUCGUUAUCAGAAUCAGGAAAGAGAUGACCGGCGUUUUUUGUAAGGGGAGGGUAAUGGGCGUUCAAAAGGGGCACACUUCAGGGUCACGCUUGAAAAUCAUAAGGCGUAGGCUGUGUUAUUUGUAUCUAUGGUAUCAGUUUGUGUUAUUUGUAUGGUAUUGUGCUAUAGUAGAUGGACGUGCUCAGGGGAAGGGAGGCUCUUGUUUUCCAUGGGCAUGCCUGCUCGGCUCUUUAUCUUUGUAAGACUUUCAGCCCACAAAUCGCCACAGGAAACCUUUUAUCCAACAUACAAUUUCUCUAAUAAAGAUCCGGCUAACGGGUCUUUUACGAGUUUCGCGAAAAUAAACACGAAAGACUCCUCCUCCAAAAGGCCCCGCGAGGGCGUAUUGCGCAGUUUGCAACUGAGGUUGCUGUGCGCCAAUAAUGGAAUCAGGUGUUUUUAUUCCACUUGAGAGCUGUUAAUGUUUAGAGUGUGCUACCCGGUGUGUCCCAGUUGCUACCCGGUGUGUCCCAGUAGACCGCGUGACGGCUCCCCUGCGCGGUACGGAUAUGAAAAAGGAAACAGAGAAGGUGGUAUUAAAAAAGGUAACCCGCCUGAAACCAAACGUGCCCUUGAAGUAGAAAGCCGUUGAGAAUGAAGAGAGGCAAGCACAAGAAUUUACCGAUUUUCGUUUAUUACUUUUUUCCCGAUUUUGACUCCUUACAUUUUUUUCCGAUGUUCACUUCUUAGAUUUUUUUUCACGAUUUUCACUUCUCCAAUUUUUGUCCACUAUUUUACUUUUAACGAUUUUUACCAAUUUUAACUUUCAACGAUUUUUCCCAAUUUUGACUUUUAACGAUUUUUUUCCAGAUUUUUACCUUUUACGUUAGUCGCGUUGAGUGCAUGUAGAACAGGGCAUGAGUUUUACAAGGUGCUAUCCCGAUUUCAUUCUCUGUAGGUGGGAAUUAAUAAUAAGUGAAAUGGACAGUGCUUUAAUGAGAGUGCGAAAAUUGCUUAAUUGCGCAAUUUAUUCGGCUUUAACUCGAAUUGACAAUUUUAACUUAAUAGGUUAUUAAUUUAGAAAUCGAAUUUAAACAAUUCAAUUUAACAACCAGUCCAUUAAAACAUUGUUAAACGUUCAUGACGAGUACCGGCUUGAUCACUGCCCAAACUUAGCCUCCAGCUAACCAAAUUUGAUUUCUUCCCCGCUCAUAUAGCUUUUAUUUUCAUAUUAAAUAUGCCUAUUUCUCGCUGACGAAUAUUUGCAAAGAAUUUGGAAGUACAUUGAAGCAGUAAAAUAAUAUGGCGUUAUGCUGUGAUACAUGUGAUUCACCUUCUGUUGCCCGUUUUCUUAUUAUUUCUUAUUCCCAUAUCCGUUCGGUUUAAUUAAGCAUCGGUUCAUUAACAUAACAGACAUCAAUUAACACAUAUACCGAGUUUAGAGGAACAUAUUUUUUUACAGAUUAAUUUGAGCGUGGGCCAUGCCAGUUGGUUGUCUCUCAAAAUAUAUACUGUGAACAAUAUAUCAAACCAAACAUCGUUAUACGAAUAACCAUUCGAUUGGAUCAAUGAAAAGAGGGAUUUUAAAUUAAUCAGACUCCUUCUUUGUACUUUUCACCCGGUCAAGACUUGGUCCUCGCGUCUGGUUUGAUCAUACGUGGCAACAAUUUAACAGUUAGCACUGUGCAGAUGAUUUAAGAGAAAAAGGGAUAACUCUGCCAAGUUCAAGGUUGUAAUCGUAUUGCAUUUAAAAAUAGAUGGCUUUGUUAAGAUGAAUUAGAGCUUUUCCUGCUUGCUGUCGCACCGAUAUUUACAGGGGAAAAGACAUGAGCUUGACAGUAUCUAGUGAGACUUUAUCCACCCAAUCCUCUGAGAACCAAACCAAUAUGUCAGACUCCUGCAUAAUAUUUGCUCAUGUCUUCUUGAAGAAAGAAGAAUCAUUGCACAAGUACCAAAUAUUUGCCAGCAACUAUCCGGAGUUAACUUCGUUCCUUCUGAUUCUUAAUCUUGUUCUCCCGCUACUGUCUAUUGGCGGUAAUGCGCUGGUUAUUUUGGCCAUCGCGCUAGUCCGUGAACUUCGAGUUCCUGCCAACCUUCUUCUUGUUAGCCUCGCCGCGAAUGAUGCGCUGACUGGUCUUGUUAUCCAGCCCUCUCACGCGGUCAGCCUAUACCGCGCCCUAUUGCAGCCUUAUGGUAAACUAUGUCGAACAGAUGGCAAGAUUUUCAUAGACAUUUGCGCUAUGUUCUCCCUGACUUCGGGUCUCACUUCACUUUGCCUCAUCACUGUUGAUAGAUACAUCUCAAUCACGCGGCCGCUCCGAUACUUUGCUAUCGUUACCAAGAGAAGGACGUAUGCUGCCAUUAAGACCUCUAUUGCUGGUUGUGGUACCCUUGCUCUGUUAUGUGUAUUUUUGCCCCCAUAUGUCCCAAGUAUCAUGAUUGUAUGGUGGGUCUACAUUCUCGGUAUCUGUACUACCAUGGUCGCCUUGCAUAUGCGUCUUUAUAUCAUAUCUUCCAAACACAGUGCUGCUAUCGUCGCAGAAGAAAAGCGCCUGAAUCCUUUGAUUAACACCAAGUCCGAGCGCAAAGCUCUCAAAACGUUACUUUUCGUGGCAAUGACCUUAGCUCUCAGCUUCGCACCAAUAACCCUAUUCAACCUCUAUUUACUAAACGCAGCAAAUGGUGAAGCCGAGCAUCUCGAGAUUAUCUUGAUGCCUUUCUUGGUGACGCUUUUACUAGCGGCACCCAGUCUACAUCCGUUUAUAUACUUUAUACGCAGUGUACGGAUAAGGAAAGUGAUUAGAAGAGUGAUCAUGAGACAUUAUCGAAACCGAACAUCAUAACAAUCCAAGAAACACUCUGGUCCCUUACUGAGUACUCCAAGGGACACUCUAGCCCCUUACUGGGUUCUUCAUACAAGGGACACCCUGAUCCCUUACUAGGCACUCUAUGGGACACUUUGGUCCCUUACUGGGUACCCCAAAGAACACUCUGGUCCUUUACUGGGUACCUCAAGGAACACUCUGGUCCCUUACUGGGUACCUCAAAGGACACUCUGGUCCUUUACUGGGUACCUAAAGGAACACCCUGGUCCUUUACUGCGUACGCCAUGGAAAACUCUGGUCCCUUACCGGGUACCUCAAGGAACACUCUAGUCCUUUACUGGGUACCUCGAGGAACACUCUGGUACUUUACUGGGUACCUCAAGGAACACUCUGGUCCUGUACUGGGUACCUCAAGGAACACUCUGGUCCUUUACUGGGUACCUCAAGGGACACUCUGGUCCUUUACUGGGUACCUCAAGGAACACUCUGGUCCUUUACUGGGUACCUCAAGGAACACUCUGGUCCUUUACUGAGUACCUCAAGGAACACUCUGGUCCUUUACUGGGUACCCCAUGAAAAACUCUGGUCCCUUACUGGGUAUCUCGAGGAACACUCUGGUACUUUACUGGGUACGCCAUGGAACACUCUGGUCCCUUACCGGGUACCUCAAGGAACACUCUGGUCCUUUACUGGGUACCUCGAGGAACACUCUGGUAUUUUACUGGGUACCUCAAGGAACACUCUGGUCCUUUACUGGGUACCUCAAGGAACACUCUGGUCCUUUACUGGGUACCUCAAGGGACACUCUGGUCCUUUACUGAGUACCUCAAGGAACACUCUGGUCCUUUACUGGGUACCUCAAGGAACACUCUGGUCCUUUACUGAGUACCUCAAGGAACACUCUGGUCCUUUACUGGGUACCCCAUGGAAAACUCUGGUCCCUUACUGGGUACCUCGAGGAACACUCUGGUACUUUACUGGGUACCUCAAGGAACACUCGGGUCCUGUACUGGGUACCUCAAGGAACACUCUGGUCCUUUACUGGGUACCUCAAGGGACACUCUGGUCCUUUACUGGGUACCUCAAGGAACACUCUGGUCCUUUACUGGGUACCUCAAGGAACACUCUGGUCCUUUACUGAGUACCUCAAGUAACACUCUGGUCCUUUACUGGGUACCCCAUGGAAAACUCUGGUCCCUUACCGGGUACCUCAAGGAACACUCUGGUCCUUUACUGGGUACCUCGAGGAACACUCCGGUAUUUUACUGGGUACCUCAAGGAACACUCUGGUCCUUUACUGGGUACCUCAAGGAACACUCUGGUCCUUUACUGGGUACCUCAAGGAACACUCUGGUCCUUUACUGGGUACCUCAAGAAACACUCUGGUCCUUUACAGAUUACUUCAGGGCAAUGUUUUUGUCAAAAAUUUGUUAUUUACUUGAAAAUAUUCACCUAUUUUAGGCAUUUUAUAACAAGAAAAAUAAACGUUUUUCAUUGUGACAGUGCUUAAAAUAUUUUUGGUAGUGAUAUUAUUGUUAACUAUCGACUUGUACCUGAAUUAAAUCUACCAUAUGUUUUUGGUCUUAUGUCUCUA